GAAAAAAGUGAACUGCAUUUUAAAUUGUGUGGAAAUGCAUUCGAAUUUUGCAUCAAAGUGAACAAAACGAUCCACAAAUAUACAGCCAAAAAUAUUUCUUGAAACAAAAUCAAGUUCUGUACGGAAGUUCGGUACGGAAAAUUUCAUCGUUAAUCAUAAAACAAUGCCAAGCAUUUUAAAGCUUAAAAACUAACAAGAAAUACCAUAAAAAAAAAUCCACAAAAAAACUUGCUCAAACUACUUUGGAUACUUGGGAGCUCUACUGCCCAGCCACCAUCAUCAUUGGCACCACCAGCAUUUGAAAGCUUGUAGAGCCUGAGGCUUUCUUCCCCCAAAGUUCUAACGGAAUGUGAAAGGCCUCCAUUAUGCCCACGGAAAGCUCAUCCAGCGACGUCGCCGGCGGCGGAGGAGGAGGAGGCGGCGCCAUUCCCAUGCUUCGACCCUCACGCAUGGACCAGUUCAUGUCCACAGUGGCCGCAGCUGCGGCUGGCGGUGGCGCCUCUGAUGGGUCCAACAGCGGGGGCGGCGACUCGAGGAGCUCAUCGGCCAGCAGGAUCUCGGCGGCAGCAGCCGCCUACGAAACACAAUUGGCCUACCAGCAGCACCUGGCCGCCGCCGGACUGCAUCCUGGUCCACCGCCACACCAUCGCGAGAUCUCCGCCUUUGUGCCCGUGCUGCCCACGCGACAGGCACUGGAGGCCAAGGCGCGGGCCGGGAGCAACUCCAACUACGAGAUCAUUGCCAUGAUGGCCGACAAGCGAAAGGAGUUGGCCCUAAGGGAGGCGGCCGCUGCUGCGGCGAUGCUGGGACGCGGUGGUCCGCCGGGCGGUCCACAAGGUCCGCCACCCGGUGUCCUGUACGCACCGCCACCCCCACCGCCAUAUCUAACCGGACCGGGUCCCUCGCCCACGGGUGCGGGAAGCUUUCCAUUCCCCCCCGGUGCCGCCACAGCAGGUCUCUUUCCCCCCGGUCUCGGGCCGGGGAUGCACGCCGGACUGGAUCGUCGUCUGUUGCGUGCACCCGGACGCGCCUCGAGGCCCAAGAAGCAGUUCAUUUGCAAGUUCUGCAACCGUCAGUUCACCAAGUCCUACAAUCUGCUGAUCCACGAACGGACGCACACCGACGAGCGACCCUACUCCUGUGAUAUUUGCGGCAAGGCGUUCCGGCGACAGGAUCACUUGAGGGAUCACAGGUACAUCCACUCGAAGGAGAAGCCAUUCAAGUGCACCGAAUGCGGCAAGGGCUUCUGCCAGUCGCGCACUCUGGCGGUGCACAAGAUCCUGCACAUGGAGGAGUCGCCGCACAAGUGUCCUGUGUGCAGUAGGAGUUUCAACCAGCGCUCCAAUCUGAAGACCCAUCUGCUGACCCACACGGAUCACAAGCCGUACGAGUGCUCCUCCUGCGGCAAGGUCUUUCGCCGCAACUGCGAUCUGCGGCGACAUGCCCUGACCCAUGCCGUGGGCGAAGUCAACUCCGGCGACUAUGUGGACGUUGGGGAGGAGGACGAGGCCCGUCAUCUGAGUGGGGAUGAAGAGGACUCCCUGCUGGAGGUGGACUCCCCGAGGCAGAGUCCUGUCCACAACCUAAGCGAAUCCGCAGCAAACGGGGAAAAGGACGAGGCGGAGCGCAUGCGUCUGAAGAGGAAGGCACCUGUCGAUCAGGAGGAGAGCGAAGAGGAGUUCGAUGACUACGACGAGGAGGAGGAACUGCAAGAGGCAGCAGGCAGUUUUCCCAGAGAAGAACUCCGGGAAGAAGACGAGGACUUUGAGGCCGAGGAGGAGGUGCAGCAGGAAGUGGCUCCGGUGGCACGGCAGUCAUCAGCCGCUCCUGCUGUCAUUGUUACGGCUGGAAAUGGAAAGCCGGAGCGCCAGGGGGUCACCCACUGUCACCACGAAGGCGGGGAAACCUACACCAUGCGACCGCAUGGCGAAAAACAGCAGGAAGAGCCAUUAUCCAUGCCCCCCAACGGACCACCGCCGCCACCUGGUUUUGUGGCUAAUCUGAGGUAUGCCCCGCCUGGCGGUGCACCACCAGUGGGUGUACCACCUGUUGUUCCACCGCCACCGCACCAUCAACCGCAUCCCCAUCUCCUGCCACCCAACGGAGAUCCCUAUCUGCCGAUACUCCAUGUGCGUCGGGAUCUGCACCACAAGAGCCUCAAUCUGAGCAAGGGGGCACCAGCCCCGCCCCCCACACCGCCCACUAUCAUAACCCAAGCACCGGAGACGAGCAAGCCACCGAAUCAGCCGCUGCACUCGCCCCACGAGGCAAUGCCCAGCUUUUUGGGCUCGAUUCCCAUGCGCAAGAGGAUUCUGCCGCCGCCGACGAUCGAUCUGAUGGAUCAUCAUCAUCACCACCAUCAUCAGCGGUCGUAUAUCGAGAAUCAGAGCAUCUAUGCCCUGAAUAUGUCGCGGCAUCCGCCACGCCAGUUGUUGGGGAAACCACCGAGCACAGAGACGAGUGGUCCAGCCACAGAAAAGGGUCCACCACCACCUACAACGCAGAGACAGUCGGUACAGUCGGUACAGUCGGUACAGACGGUGCAGGCGGUACAGUCGGUGGUGGCACCACCUCCAGUUGCACCGCCUCCUGCCCCUAGACGCACGGGCUUCAGCAUUGAGGAUAUCAUGCGACGCUGAGAGCAGACGGAUUUAGUACACUAUGACAAGAUUGUUCCCAUGGAUUCCAGGGGAUUCCUAUUCCCCUGAACGCUAUUUUAGAGACAAGUGCACUUUUUAGUACAUUUUAGUACAAUAAACCCUCUAGACUAAGAUCUAAACAUAGUGCUUAACUAACUGUUGUUGCAUUUUAUAGAAAAGUAGCAUUUACUUUUAGAUCCCAGCAUAAAUAUACACCCUACCAUAUACCAUAUACCAUAUACCAUAUACCACAUACUAUAUCGAUCUAGUUUCGAUUAGUGCGAGAGUCUAUCGAUUAGUUAUCGAUUUCGGCCAACACUAAGUGUUUGCUGUAUUUCCUUUCCAAGCGAGUGAAUACCAACCUUUAAUUUAUGUUUCUUUUUAGUCUCUAAGAUUAAUCUUAAUGAGUGAAUAAAAUAGAGAUGUAAAUCGUUAAA
This is a messenger RNA of Drosophila persimilis, 3076 nucleotides long. It is a transcript of the gene bowl, whose product is annotated as protein bowel. The record is from RefSeq and is a predicted model, not a curated record. Gene Ontology annotation, biological process: embryonic hindgut morphogenesis; regulation of transcription by RNA polymerase II; embryonic pattern specification. NCBI's taxonomy places the organism in Eukaryota, Metazoa, Arthropoda, Insecta, Diptera, Drosophilidae. The transcript has 4 exons. The coding region runs from base 366 to 2639 and encodes 757 amino acids. Gene Ontology annotation, molecular function: RNA polymerase II transcription regulatory region sequence-specific DNA binding; DNA-binding transcription factor activity, RNA polymerase II-specific. Gene Ontology annotation, cellular component: nucleus.